AUGAACUCUUUGAAAAGUCCCCAUCUGAUUAUCUAUAACUGUGGGCCAAUAGCUGGUGCGAGCAGGAACCAUAAGCAUGUGCAGAUUUUGCCGCGCCCUGCCCAUCUAUUUCCGGACGAUCCGAACUUGGACUCUGGGGUGAUACCGUUUCAGUAUUUUGUGCGACGUCUUGGCGAUUUGGAUUUCGAGAAUCUGGCCUGUCCCUCAAGACUCUCCGAAACCUACCAGGACCUUUUGGCAGAGGCAAAAGAAAGUCUUGGACAGUCACCCGGCACAGAUGGCGAAGGGUAUUUCCCGCAUAACGUCGUUCUGGUCCGAGACUGGAUCGUUGUCAUCCCCAGGCGCAGUAACGAUUUUGACGGCAUCACGGCCAAUGCUGCCGGAAUGAUGGGCUCUGUAUGGUUGAAGAGCGAAGAGCAGUUGGAUCGCUGGAAACAGGUCGGACCAUCGAAAGCUCUGGCCGGUUUGGGAUGGCCGAGAGGGUCAGAGAAGAAGGACUAG
This is a messenger RNA of Aspergillus thermomutatus, 501 nucleotides long. RefSeq names its product putative phosphorylase. Lineage: Eukaryota; Fungi; Ascomycota; Eurotiomycetes; Eurotiales; Aspergillaceae. Bases 1 to 501 code for a protein of 166 amino acids. The transcript has a single exon. Gene Ontology annotation, biological process: nucleotide metabolic process. The record is from RefSeq and is a predicted model, not a curated record. Gene Ontology annotation, molecular function: ATP:ADP adenylyltransferase activity; ATP binding.